Limanda limanda (common dab) is the source of this 2679-nucleotide messenger RNA. RefSeq names its product B-cell receptor CD22. Bases 81 to 2021 code for a protein of 646 amino acids. The transcript is spliced from 19 exons. The record is from RefSeq and is a predicted model, not a curated record. NCBI's taxonomy places the organism in Eukaryota, Metazoa, Chordata, Actinopteri, Pleuronectiformes, Pleuronectidae.
GGGUCGCACACAAGUCUGUCUGUCUGUUAGACUGUGCUGAGGUGAAUGAAGAUAUCUACAGAGAGCUCGUGCCAGCGGAGAUGUUGGCUGGUGCGUUGGUUCUGGGCAUCAUCCUCACAGCUUUACCAGGUAUCCAGAGCAGGUGGAGUGUUUCAUUUUCCAGGAGAGAGAUAUGCGUGUGGGCAGGAACAACUGUCACUUUGCCCUGUCGCUAUGACUACCCAUCAGGCCACAUUGUGAAGCGAGUCAUGUGGUUCCGUGUGUCUGCGGAGGGUCUCAGAGAGUUCACCCACCACACUGACUCAAAUCAGAUCAGCCUGUCGUACCGUGGACGCACACGCUACAUCGGGGGCAGCUAUUCCAGCUGUUCAGUCCAGAUUCGGGGCGUGAAGCUGAGUGAUGCUGGCCAGUAUCACUUCAGGUUUGAGACCGACCAACCACAUGGUAGAUGGACCUCCCCCGACACCAUCACUCUCGAUGUCACAGACCUCCAGGUCCACGUGCAUCCAGCCAGACCGGCCAACAUGUUUGGCUUCGGGGAGACAGUGUUUGUUGGCUGCCAGGCCAGUGGCUGUGCUGCUCCAGGAAGGAGCCUUGCACUCUACAGGAAUGGACUGAACCUCGGCUCUUAUGAGAAAUGGAUGAUCAUCACUCGUUUUGACCAGCAGCAGGUUGGAGCUUACACCUGUCGACCGAUCCCGCCACAAAAUGUACAGUGCCCCUCCCUCUCCCUCGCUCUGGGACAUGGCCCUCACUCCACCUCUAUAUCUGUGUUUCCUGGAGGGGAGGUGACCGAGGGGGGGUCGGUCACUCUGACCUGCAGCAGUGAUGCAGCUCCGCCGGUAGAAAGCUUUGCAUGGUUUAAAGACAUGGAGAGUGGCAGCAUCCCGGACAGCUUCCGGCCUCAGCUCCACCUGUCCCACCUCAAGUACUCAGACAGAGGAGAGUACUUCUGUGUAGCGCGCAGCUCACUGGGGACAGACCGCUCCAAACCACUGCUGCUCAAUGUCACUUACUCUCCAAAGAACACACAUGUGCUGCUGAGUCCUCGAGGGGACAUCAGAGAAGGUUCAUAUGUGAACCUGAGCUGCGUCAGCCACGCCAACCCUCCUGCCUACAGAUAUGCUUGGUAUCGUAUUCUAGGUGAACAGGUGUUGGCUAAAGGAACAUUUCAGAACCUGACGUUACCAUCGGUGCGUGCUCACAGCGCUGGUCAGUACUACUGCACCGCAUCCAACCGGUUAGGAUACCAAACCUCCCCCGUUGCAACACUCACUGUAGUCUAUCCUCCUAAGAACACCUCGGUUCUGGCUCGUCCCUCCAGUGUGGUGGACGCUGGCCGACAGUUGACUCUGACCUGCAGCAGUCAGGCUAACCCAGCAGUGGACAACUUCACAUGGCACCGCUUAGCUCUGGACGGGGGCUCUGUACAAUCGUUGGGCGCCAAGUCUGGUCCAGUUUUCACCUUCUCAGAGGUCGGCCCUGGAGAGAGCGGCCAGUACUACUGUGAGGCCAGGAACCGAAUCGGAGCCCACAGCUCUCCGGUUCUCACCGUACGAGUCAGAGGUCGCCUUAAGGUCAUUGCCUUGGCAUCCGCAGUGGGUGUGUCUGCUGGACUCAUCACUCUGACGGUGGCCAUUAUGAUCAGCAAGAACAUGCACAAAGUAGACAUGGAGUCAGUAGAAGUAGCAAACAAGCGUCCGUCACUGACAGUUGACACCAUGUUCUAUGAGUCAGCCCAACAGACCUUCCCAGUGAGAAAGGGCAAGAUGUCUGACAUUCCGGAAGAACCAGAAGACUUGAGUGACAGCUCCCAUCCCUCCAUCGUUCCUCUAAAAGAUGCCCCGCCAAUCACAGAGGUUGAAACUCGCAAACCCGCCCCCAACUACAUCACUGUCCACUACUCCAAGUUGUGCAGUGCAGACCAAGUGCAGGUCCACAACCUGCCACGAGGUGCUGAUAGAAAACCAAAUGACUCCUCCAAAGUUGUUUACACUUUACUGCCCCAGCCUCGUCCCUGAACCGAAGUAAAACAGCUGAACCAAACUCCAGCUUCGUCCUGUGAACCAGAGAGACUGAAAUGGAACCAGAAACGACCCCCUGUGAACUCAACUGAUGCCUUAUUACACUAUUCUGAGUCAGACAUGUUGUUAUGGUUCCACAACAUGUGGCCCUGCUGCUGACUGCGAGUCCUGUGUCUGCACUGUGCUGCAUGUCUUUCCUGUUCUUCCUUUUCUAUGCAUCUCACUACAGUUUUAUCUGAUGAAGUCAAAGUGCUAAAGUCCUGAGUUAGAGAAAGCAUCAUCACUACUAAUAGCCACCUUGCCUGCAUUCAUAUCAACAGUAAAUGUUAUAACCACUGUUGCUUAUUAGUUCAUGUGUGACAUUAAAAUUUGCAACCACUAUGUAGAUGGAGCAAUAUGACUGUUUGCUGCAUUCACUUUUGCAACCUAAGACUGAAAAGUCAUAAUCAUUUUCAUUCAAACUUCUUUGACUCCAAUAAAUGUGACAGUGUGGUAUUACACAUAAUAGUGGGGAAAAGCUGAAUAAAAUAAGCCAUAUUUGACAUGAAUCUGCACACUCUAUUAUUGUUCUUAUUGCUAAUGCUGUGACAUUUAUUCAAUUAUUAUAGCUGUUGUCUUUCCAUUUCUGCUGUAGCUUAGCCAGCAGUAAAGCAAA